AUGAAGAAAAUGUCCCGUAAAAACUUUCGUGGUGGUCCUUUGUUCUCGACCAAGUCCAGUAGUUCUACGGCAUCUCAUAGUAACUCCUCAUCUCCAGGCAUGGGGGGAAGCAGUAUACGUCGUGCGACGUGGGCUGAUAAAAUACGGGAAAAAUUACCACCAUUAGGUGAAAAUGAAUAUGAAGUACUAUGGGAACGAGGUGUACUGGGUGUUAUCUUUCUAGAAUCUGAAAAAGACGGGAUUCCGUACGUGUCGAAAGCUACCGAGUCGUGUAUCUCAUCAGCUGUUAAUCAGGGUGAUAUCCUCAAGUUUGUGAACGUUGUACGUUCAAAAGACCAUUCGUUUUCCGACUUUUUCAAGAUAUUAGCUACGAUGAAAAAGCCCGUAUUAUUACGGUUUGAGCGACUAUCAGCCAGCACUCCGUCGUCAGAUGACGAAGAGAAUGCCCAGCUAUUUGGUGUUCCUCGCUCUAGCUCAACGAAUACAAUGAAUCCUUCUAGUCAUUAUGCAAGACAAAACGUUCCACAUGGUGACGAAACAGACAUGGCCGGCAAAAUUCAGAGAGCCAACUCGGUACCGCAGAAAGACCAGAAACCACCUAAGGCAACACGAGGGGCAUUUUGGCGUGCUGCAGGUGCCAAGGAUUCGGUUAGUCCAGUUAAUUCAUCGCACUCGAUUGGACCGAAUGCGAUGAAUGGAGGAAGUGAUCACAUAGCCACGCCGCAUGAGCAGCGCCGGCUGCCGAGCAAUAAAGACCACCAGGUUUCGCCACGAGACGUCUCACCGGCGAACGGGUCUGGAGGCAAUCUUUCACACUCACCUCUUGGACCACAUGAGUAUCAGGUGUAUUGGGAAACUGGGCCGCUCGCCAAUGGCAUCAAGUCGGCGGAAUACACGUUCGAGGCGUUUUUUGGCCGCCUUCAGCAGAUGAAUAAGCCCGUACGGCUGGUAUUUAGGCGAAGACAAUCAACUGAUGCAGCUGUGACCAUUAGUCAAGGAGAGUCUCAACAGCAGCAGCAGCAGCUUCAACCACGACAGCAGCAAAUGCGUGAGCAGGAGCAGAAGCGUGAGCUGCAUAGACUUCGUGAUCAGCAGGAACGUGAACAGCAACAGUUAAGGGAACAAGAGCAGCUGCUUCGUGAACAGCAGCAGCAAGAACUAUAUGAACAACGACAGCAACAGAUUCGCGAACAGAAGCAACGAGAGCAGCAAGUUCGUGAACAGAAACAGCGAGAACAGGAGUUGCGUGAGCAACAGCAACGUGAGCAGCAAAUUUGCGAUCAGAAACAGCGAGAACAGGAGCUGCGUGAACAGUUGCAACGUGAGCAACCGCAACGUGAGCAACUGCAACGUGAGCAACUGCAACGUGAGCAACUGCAACGUGAGCAACCGCAACGUGAGCAACAGCAAACUCGCGACCAGAAACAGCGACAUCACCACGAAGGAGGGUCGCGUAGUCGCACAUCAUCUGGCACACAAGACGCGUCCCAGUCGUCAUCAACAUUACCGAAUGAGAGUAUUACGCAUCACCGUAAUCACACUUCUAGCCCAAUUACUAAGCGUGCUUCUACUACGUCCCCUUGUGCAUCUUCUCUUCAAGUCCAGUUGGAGUCCGAUGGCCAUCAUCAUGAGCACCGUCAUGGGGAUAAAUGGCACGAACAAAAUGUCUCAGGUACUAAUUAUCAAAUGUCGCCAAAAGUCAAUACGUCUUCCAUGGUACGGAGCUUGCCAAAAUCUGGGAAUUCUUCGCCUAGUGCAUCGCCAAAUAUGGGCAGUUCUCCUAAGGUGAGCAGCUCGCCGUUGACUUCGCCUAGCUCGCCUUAUGUUGCAACGGAAAUCACCAACGACGCAAGCGAUUUGGCGCCGCCAUCCGCUAUGGACGUCGCUGACGAAGCGCCUGUUGCAGACUUUGCCACUGAGGUGGAGAAAGGGGCUGUUGAAUUAUCAAAAGAGAGCCUUGGUAAGAACGUUUGUGGUAAUCGAAGUCGCAAUAGUAGUGAAGAGCAACGACGGAAUCAAAAAGCAGCAACUACUGCGCAUGAAGCGGAGCCAGUGUUGUCCCCGGUCAGCAGCUUAACACGUCUGUCACCGACGGAGCCCUGGGACUUACCCGAGUACAUUCCAUCGCCGAGGAUUCUUAAGGUGGGGGCAAUAGCCGUAGACAAGGAUAUUGAUGCCGGUAUGUCGUUGUUACCAAGCGCUGACAUUGAUUUGGAGGACGUCGUUAUGGCUAAAAAAGCCAAGUUUGCUGUAGAAGCAGAACUUUUUGACGAAGUCGAGUUAACAGAGGUAGCAGAAGUGCCUGAUAAAGCUGAAUGCUCAGAAGCAGGAUUACCUGAAGAAGACGGGUGUGGCGAAGAAGAUGAGCUUGCCAAUGAAGCAGAGUUUAUAUUGCCACCACUGCCUGUGGGAUACUUAGCAGUCGAUAGUGCCAAUCUUGACGUGGAGGUAGGUAUGCUCGCGGAUAUUGAAAUGGGAAUUGCUGUUGACGAGGCUGACUCGGAAGUUGCAGAGAGCAGUGUGUCAGGAAGUGACCAGAAUACGAGCCCUUGGGAUCUCGAACUUGAAUCUGAUGACUCGAAGAUACAUCAUCACCACCGUAGUAGUGCUACUUCAGUGAGCGACGAAUCUAUGUCUUCAAGUGGCGGGAGCGCUUUGAUUGAUAACAACGUGGAAACCUCCAAGGUUGACUUUGCAGACGCGUCUGACCCAUCGGAUGAGUUCUCACACGAUCCGGAUAUCUCUCGUGAUAUUGAUAGCGUGGAGAGCGACAUCAUGAUGCGGGAAGCUCCUAAAGACAAGAUGGAUUCAGCUAAUGUACCGAAACCAAACAAAUCACCGUUGCACGCCAAUUUGGCUAAGUAUAAGAAGAAGGGUAAAACUGGUCGUGGUGUUGUGAAGCUGCCGGCACUCAGUGAAGAUGAUGCUUUGACGGUUCCGCUUGUCGCUCCAAAUGCUGUGAACACGACCAUCCAAGUGCGUGGUCGACCAAAACCCAAGUUGACAAUGGCAGACACUCCUGACAGUACGACGUUCUUAAUUAAGUGGAAGGAAAAUCGGAGCAUUGGCUUGCAGCUGAAGGAGGUACGUCUUGCCAAGGGCACGUACCCGUUGGUGACGGACGUAUGCCACGAGCCGUGUUGCGAGCUGCUGCGGCACAUUUGCGUCGGCGACGUAAUCGUUGAGAUCAACGGUCGCAACACAUCUACAAUGGGGGUGAAGAAGACUGUCAAUUUUCUUAAGACAUGCACGAAGACGACUUUGAUGAAGAUUCGUCACGGACCGGCGUUUGUGAACCAGCGAGUGAGGGCAACGGUAUGA
This is a messenger RNA of Peronospora belbahrii, 3321 nucleotides long. Lineage: Eukaryota; Oomycota; Peronosporomycetes; Peronosporales; Peronosporaceae. The record is from the annotation of a GenBank genome assembly.